AUGGGCACCCGUCGGAGUUUCGCUCCCAGCCUCGUCUCUCUCCUCCUGUUGCUGCAGGCGUCGGGAUGGCUUUGCCUGGACACGGAGCAUUGCCGUCCAGGUUUUGGCUCCGAAAGUUAUACCUUCCAGGUGCCCCGGGCACACCUGGAACGAGGCCUAGCCUUGGGCAAAGUUACCUUUGAAAGCUGUUCUGGAAGAAAACUGAAUGUUUAUUCCUCUGGGAAUUCCAGAUUUAGAGUGACUCCCGACGGUGUCGUAAUGGUCAAGAGAUCUAUAGAGCUCCAUAAUUUAGAAACAAGCUUUUAUAUCUAUGCCUGGGAUGAUAAAGGUAAAAAGCUCUCAGCCAAAUUGACACUGAAAAGACCGUCGACACACCAUCGACGACACCUCCAUCAUGGAGAGGAACCUUUCCCAGCAGAACAGAGAGAAGUGCUGAUAUUCCCUAGUACCCACUCUGGUCUCAAGAGGCAGAAGAGAGACUGGGUUAUCCCUCCCAUUAGUUGCCCUGAGAAUGAGAAGGGUCCAUUCCCUAAAAUACUGGUUCAGAUCAAGUCAAACCGAGAUAAAGAAACUAAAGUUUUCUACAGCAUCACAGGCCAAGGAGCAGAUGAGCCUCCACAAGGUGUCUUUAUUAUUGAAAGAGAAACUGGAGUCUUGAAAGUGACAGCACCUUUGGACAGAGAAGACAUCGCAAGAUACGUUCUUUAUUCUCAUGCUGUGUCUUCAAAUGGCAUACCUGUGGAGGAUCCAAUGGAGAUUGUGAUUACAGUAACAGAUCAGAAUGAUAAUCGUCCUGAGUUUAUCCAGGAGGUCUUCAAUGGAUUCGUGAUGGAAGGAGCUCAUCCAGGUACCUCUGUGAUGAAAGUGUCAGCCACUGAUAAAGAUGAUGAUGUGAACACCUACAAUGCUAUGAUCGCUUAUUCCAUUCUCAGCCAGGAGCCCAAGUCGCCCCACGAUAGUAUGUUCACCAUCAACCGGGGAACUGGAGUCAUCAGCGUGCUCACAACUGGCCUAGACAGAGAGACCAACCCACAAUAUACACUGAUUGUCCAAGCUGCUGACUUGGAUGGAGAUGGCCUAAGUACCACAGCCACAGCAGUGAUUACGGUCACGGACACAAAUGACAAUCCUCCUAUCUUCAACCCAACCACGUAUGUGGGCACAGUGUUGGAGAACGAGCCAGAUGCCGUCAUUACAAGAUUGAAAGUGACUGAUGCAGAUGUUCCCAAAACACCAGAGUGGAAUGCAGUAUAUUCUGUUAUAAAUGAUGAAAAGGGUCUCUUUACCGUCGUCACUGACCCAGAAAACAAUGACGGAAUAUUGAAAACGACCAAGGGUUUGGAUUUUGAGACCAAACAACAAUACGUUCUUUAUAUAACAGCAGUGAACGAAGUUCCUUUUGUCGUCACUCUCCCCACCUCUACAGCCACAGUCACGGUGGAUGUGCUGGACGUUAAUGAAGCCCCAGUCUUUAUACCACCGGUUUUGAGAGUGGAGAUACCGGAGGAUUUUGGGGUGGGAGAGAAAAUUACAUCCUAUACCGCUCAGGAUCCUGACAAGUUUCUGACACAGAAGAUAACGUAUCGCAUUUGGAGUGAUCCAGCCAAUUGGCUAGAUAUUAAUCCUGACUCUGGUGAUAUUUCUACUCGGGACAAUCUGGAUAGAGAGAACUUUGAGUUUGUGAAGAAUAGUACCUACACAGCCCUCAUUGUGGCUGUGGAUGAUGGAUCUCCUAUAGCCACAGGCACAGGGACCCUUCAGUUGCUUCUCUCAGAUGUGAAUGAUAAUGGCCCAGUACCAGAGCCUCGAAAUUUUGACAUUUGCCAGAGGAAUCCAGAACCUCAGGUUAUAAAUAUUAUUGAUCCAGACCUUCCACCAAACACUUCUCCUUUCAUGGCAGAAUUAACACACGGAGCUAGUGUUAACUGGACUAUUGAAUUUACUGACAAUGCAAGAGAAUCUUUGAUUUUAAGGCCAAAGAAAGAAUUAGAAUUUGGUGAGUACAAGAUAAAUCUCAAGCUGACAGACAACCAGAAUAAAGACCAAGUAACCACUUUGGAGGUGUACGUGUGUGACUGUGAAGGGGCUGUAUCCAAGUGCACGAAGGCAGGUGUAAUUGCUCAGACCGGCAUGGAUGUACCAGCUAUCCUGGGAAUACUGGGAGGAAUCCUUGCAUUGCUAAUUUUAUUGCUGCUUUUGCUCCUCUUUCUCCGAAGAAGGCCAGCAGUUAAAGAGCCAUUACUGCCACCUGAGGAUGACACCCGGGACAACGUGUAUUAUUAUGAUGAAGAAGGAGGUGGAGAGGAAGAUCAGGACUUUGACCUGAGCCAGUUGCACAGGGGCCUGGAUGCUCGACCAGAAGUGACUCGUAAUGAUGUAGCACCAACUCUUAUGAGUGUCCCCCAGUAUCGGCCUCGCCCUGCGAAUCCAGAUGAAAUUGGCAAUUUUAUUGAUGAGAACCUGAAGGCUGCUGACAGUGACCCCACAGCACCCCCUUAUGACUCUCUGCUGGUGUUUGAUUAUGAAGGAAGCGGCUCUGAAGCAGCCUCCCUGAGCUCCCUAAAUUCUUCUGGCUCAGAUGAAGACCAGGAUUACGAUUAUCUGAAUGAAUGGGGCAAUCGCUUUAAAAAGCUGGCUGACAUGUAUGGCGGAGGGGAGGAUGACUAGGAAGGGAGUCUGGGGCUCUGCAGAACAGAACUCUGUGAAAACAGGGUUUCUAGGGGAAGAGGAAGGGGGGGCAGGUGUUGCCUCCCCAUACUCUAUAAAAACAGGAAUAAUUGCUAAUUUACCAGUUUAGUUUUUAUUUUAAGGCUAGUAUCAAUUCUCUUUGUGCUCCCAUCCCUACCUCUUGCCUUUAAUUUCUUGACCUAAGAUUUCAGCAGGUAAAUAAAAUGUUUUUCAGAGGCGAUAUUCCAAUCUUAAGAGGGCCAUGCUGUUGGGCAUUGCUUUUGGGCACUGCCUAAAUUGACAAUGAAAUAAGGUGACAGCUGGUCCCCUCUCCCCUCUUCCCUUUACCCCUUGUGCCCCCUUUAAAAAUGUGUGUAAUGUUUUUUUUGUUUCUGCUUUCGUUUGAAAUUGAUUCUUACCCUUUUCUGUCAUUGCAUCUUCCCAGACAAGAGCUCUCAAAAGCACACGCCAUACUUGACAUUUAUGGGCAAGAGGUUUGUGACUUGCUGAGGUCAUUUUAUAAACUUGAUAUAAAAGUGUUAAGACCUGUUUCCCUUAUCACCAGUUCCCUAAGUACAUAUAUGUAUCAGGUUCAUGGAGGAACAUUUGUGAUGUCAUCGUUAUUGUUAAAACUCUGUUGGAAAGAUGUCACAGAAAGGGAAACUAGCAGAAAAUAGAGAUGUGUUUUUUUGUGUGUCUCACAAAUAAUAAAAUGGAAUAGUGAUACCAGAAUCAGGGCGGCAUUGGGAAUGCAGCUGCCAAAGAAGUUACAGUGGAAGGGAUAGACAGAGCACCAGAGAAGGAAGCUUUAACAUAUCCUUGGAGGUGAGGGGUCCAUCCAGGAAGAGUGCUACAAUUCAGAUGUCUGGUCUCUGAAGUCUAAGCCUUCUGCACCGAUUUCCCAAGUACUUUCUUUGGGUCAUGUCUCCAGGAGGCACAAGCCAACAGAUUAGAAGGAAAACUGAGGAUGUUAGCAAGCAGACAUCUUUCGUGGAGAGACUACAUUGGUUUAAAUGCUUCUCCCUCUUUCAUCAGACCAGGAGGUGCUGAGUGGAGGAGCUGAGACUUAUUGCUAUUCACAAAGGAAUCAAUUUUGUCAAAAUGGCCAUGAGAGUUUGGUGCUUCCUGCUUUGCAAUACUGUUUGCAGCCAAAACAGUCUGUGAUGAAUUAGCACUGUGGUUUCUAGAAUGUAUCUGUUCAAGUCCUCAGAUUUUGUACUGUGGGGUGUAGAAGAGAGCUGUGAUUCUCAUUGGCAAAAAUUAAGCCUUUGAAAAUGGCAUUUUUAUAAAUUUUAUUAAAUAAUUUUGUUAAAUUGUUGUCAAA
Messenger RNA from Gracilinanus agilis (Agile Gracile Mouse Opossum), 3991 nucleotides. It is a transcript of the gene CDH1, whose product is annotated as cadherin 1. The transcript is spliced from 16 exons. Gene Ontology annotation, biological process: adherens junction organization; calcium-dependent cell-cell adhesion; cell morphogenesis. Gene Ontology annotation, cellular component: catenin complex; adherens junction; plasma membrane. The record is from RefSeq and is a predicted model, not a curated record. NCBI's taxonomy places the organism in Eukaryota, Metazoa, Chordata, Mammalia, Didelphimorphia, Didelphidae. Gene Ontology annotation, molecular function: cadherin binding; calcium ion binding. The coding region runs from base 1 to 2667 and encodes 888 amino acids.